CGCGUCUCCGGGCAGGAGCGCGCGAGGCAUGUCCAAGGACCAUGCCAAGGCGUGGAGGGAGCGUAUGGCGUCGAGGAGCUCGGCUGUUCUCGCGGCGGCGGACAGAACGGUCGUGGUGGGAGCGAGCGGCGGACGUGCGUCGUCGUCGCUGACCGUCGCGACCUCAGCCUCGGGAUCCGCGGGGAUGACCGGAGACGGCGCAUCGCGACCGAACGACGCGAAUGAGGGGUUCGAGACGCCUUUUCCAGACGCGCCGCGUGCUUCGAGCGGCGACGACGCCGACGAUGCGGAGGACUCCGACGCGCCAAAGGGAAGGGAGAUGUGCUGGCGGUGCAGGAGGGUCCAGAGGCUGUGCGUGUGCGGCGUCGUUCGCUCCAUCGUCGGGGACUCGCCGAUCGACAACAAACUAGGCAUCACCGUGCUGCAAGACAGGAUAGAGGCGCUGAAGAGGCCCUUCGGCAGCGCCAUCGUCGCCGAAUUGGCGCUCGAGGACUGCACCAGCGUUUGGUUCGACACCUCGGUGCCCGAGGUGGUCCCGAGGCCUAAACACCUUCCGAACAAAGACGUCGGCGUGCUGUGGCCCGCACCCGACGCCGCGACGCUGCGCCGUGCGACGUCGAACGAAGAAGGAGCCGACGUCCCCGGGGACGGCGAGCGGUCAUCGGACGCCGGCGGAGCUCCUCCCAAGCACCUGGUGGUCAUCGACACCACGUGGCACCGAGCCAAGCGGAUGUACAACAGGAUCCCGUGGGUCCGGGAGCUGCCGGCGUACGUGCUCGGGGAGAACACGUCCAGGGUGCAGUACGGAGAGUCCGUGCUGAACGACGGACCCGCGGCCGGGGAGGAUUCCAAAGGGGAUUCCAAAGGGGAGGAUCGCGACGAAAACGCCGGGAACGAUUCCCAUCUCUCCUCCGGCAACCAACGGCGGGAGAGCGCGUAUCGCAUUCGAAAGCAGCCGCGGCCGGGCUUCCUGUCCACGGCGGAGUGCAUCGCGGCGGCGCUGCGUGAGGCUGAGCCCGCGGGCGACGACGACGGGUUCGAGUCGCCGGGUGCGGCGGGUGAGAGGGCGGCUCGCGCGGUGGAGGCGUGUUUCGACGAGAUGAUCGAGCGACAGAUCAAAUCGUUCUCCGACCCCGGGGUGAAGAGCGUCCGUUACAGGUCCAGGAAGAGGGAGAGGGCCGCGAAGGAGGCUGCGCGGAGGGCGAAUGUUGAGGGGGAAGCGAAGGCUCGCGAGGGGUUAGAGACGCUCGUCGUGGCGGAGCGAUGAGCACCCGCCGUAUCUUUCGUUAAUGAGCGCAUCAUUUUUC
Messenger RNA from Micromonas commoda, 1307 nucleotides. RefSeq lists its product with no specific name. NCBI's taxonomy places the organism in Eukaryota, Viridiplantae, Chlorophyta, Mamiellophyceae, Mamiellales, Mamiellaceae. The record is from RefSeq and is a predicted model, not a curated record. The transcript has a single exon. Bases 29 to 1267 code for a protein of 412 amino acids.